CGACGUCUUCUGCGAGCGACGGAUUCUUCUCCAGACGCGAUAAUUUCUCACAAAAUCAUCUCAGGAGGCCGAUGGAGGGCGUGAUUCUCAGCUAGACGAGAAGAGACAGGGUAGAGAGGUAGCAUGGCAUCCAGUUCAGUUAGUCAGGAAGAUGUUGAGGUAGACUUUGAGACCUCAUCUCGGCGAUCUCGCAUACGGACAGCAAGGGCUCGGAAUAUCAACCCAACAUCGCGCCCAGGUACAGGUGAAGCGGAUGAGGAAGGAGAGGGAAGUGACCGAGAUGUUGGAACAGGAGGUGGGCUUUAUCCGGGGGCUCCUGAUCACGAUGCCAGUCCAAAGCCCGCCACGAGACUCAAGGAGAAAAGGAUGAACAGACCCAAUCACACAAACAAGGGGAAACAACAGCGUGACAGGCGAAAGCUGCGUGAGAAAAGACGUAGUACUGGGGUAGUCCAUCUGCCAUCUACAGAGUCGACAGGAGGGAGCACAGGAGAGGACGAGGAACUGCUUUCAAUGACAGCCGAGACCCGCAGGAACACUCAUUACAACGAACACCUGGAGAAGGAGAAAUCUGGCGACCACCACCACUCUGUUGUCUCCGGCCCUCCCUCCUUGCCCGACCACAAGCAUAAGAAGUCCUUCACAAGCCACAGAAAUAAGAGCCCGAGUGAUUUAGAAGCAGAUGAUGAAGACAACCAAGACUAUGACUCUCUGACAAUGAGUGACUCCACGCUGUCCCUCGUGCAGCCAGCCUCUGCAGCCUUACCAAACCUUCACUCUUCAAACAGCUUGCAGACAACUAGACCACCUGCAAAUGGAAGGCCUGCAACACCAACAACAGAGAGUGUAGAUGAGCUCUUGGAGAGUGCCCGUGAGGAAAACCGCCGUCUCCUGGGCCUCCUUGAAGAGCGAGACAGGCGCAUCUCGUCACUUGAAUCUCGACUUUCACAACUCACAGGGGAGCUGAGCCAGGCAUGUAACGACCGCUCUAAUUUGCGACAGGAAAACAAUGCCCUCAUACGGGCGAUUGCUUCACUCACCACAAAGUAACCUUGUGGCAGCUAUCACCACAUAACAUCGAGUAAUCCCCAUGUGCCAUGUCUCUGGCUGUUAGGUGAACUUAAGGUGGCAAUUGGUACUUAAGUAAAUACUUUGAGUAGGCUGUAGUUUGUGUACUGUAUCAUAGAUGCACAGAGGUAUUGUCCUCCAUUCUGGCAGCAUCUACAACUCGCUGGUGAACUUGGUAAUCGAUGAUGCUGUUUAAUCUUUGAAUAUUGCUCACCAUUCUCACCCAGAGCUUGUAAGAAAGGAUACACGGUGAUCCAGUUAAUUGGCUGCUUGUGCUCAUUAAUUAUUGCUGUGCCAGAGAUAGAGUAAAAAAAAAAAGAUGUUCGACAAAUGAUUUGCACUGCUUCAGCUACACCACAGAUAUGUAAUGCCAAGAACUCAGCCCAUGUUGUUGUGAGUAUGUGAAUGUAUUUAUAGUUGACUUACUUUUAUCCAUAUUUAUAAAACUAAACGUGUGUGUGUGUUUUCUGUAAAGUGUUUGAAUAUAAAGAUGGGUAUGAAUUUUACAUAUGCUCCUACAGACACACAAACAUACCAACAUGAAAGUACACAAACACAAACAGAAUAGAUAUCUUAUGCAGUAUGUCAUAGUUAGUGUGUAUUUAUGAAUGAUCAUAUUUGUAUGUGUGUAUGCUUGUUGGAAAUUAGUUAAUUUCAGUUUCCAAGAGUUUAUAUUGGAAUGUGAAAAUUAUAAAAAGAAUAUAUAUUUUUCAAGGAUUUAUUUUCAAGUUUGAAAUUCUACAUUUUAUAAAUUUUGUGUAAACCUCUUUGGUAACUGUGCAUUCAGUUUUCUGUAUCAGAGAAUUUUAUGGGUAUAGAACCACCUGUUUGCAAUGUGUGUUUGUAUAUACACACACAUAUUUGUGAGCAUAUUGUAGAGUACUGUUCAGUGUGAUUAUUCAGCAAGAAUCUGACAAAACUCACGAAAUCCCAUAUCUAACUGCUUGCAUUAUAUCUGUGGUGAAAUGAACAGUCUGGAGAAGAUGGGAGCCUUCUUCAGCCUCCCUUGUCAUCUAUUUAUUUUUUAUUUAUUCUUUUAGAGCAUUUACAGAUUUUUUUCAAUGUGUCAUCUGGUACUUCAGAUGAUCAGUUGUACUUUUUUCCAUUAAUACAAUGGUGAUUAUUACAACCAAGGUUGUUCUGAACAUGGGAGUCUUCAAAGACCACUUAUAGUGUGAACAGCAGAAACUUAGCAGUACUUAACAGGAUUUUAUUUUUUUUACUGUCACUAUUUUUUGUUUAUAUUUAUCAUAUACUUAAAUGACAUUCCCAUUAAUACAGUUCUCAUGUUAGGCUAUGUGAGUAAUAUAUAUUAAUUAUGCAUAACAUAUAAAUCUUGAUGUCACUUGUUUGUAUAGUAGAUCCUGAUAGGGAAUAUUGAUGCACGAACUUCCCAAUCUACUUCCUUGACUGGCACUUCACUAUACAUCUUGAUGCUAGUUGUAGGGUUUGCUUUGUGAAGUGGCAGAAGAAAGUGCAAGAAUCCUUUUGCAAUGAAGUACCUGUAAUCGUAAUCUUCUUGAUUAAUAGCAAGUCAGUUGUAGGAUUAAACCAUUUUAACUCUUACUGUACUUACUCUCACAGGAAUCCUUCUUCCAAGUAAUGCUAUAAGAUCUAACAUGUGAAUGGCAUCAUAUAUAUAUUCUUAUUUGUCAGCAUAUUCUCAAUCUUGUGUGCAAAUAAUAGUCCCUAAUAACUUAAACAAUAACUGGAUCACAUUGUGAGAAAUUACACAGGCAGGACAAUCUGCACCUUAGAGAUAUAAAGCGCGUGUUCCCUUUCUGUGGUCACAUGUUAAUGUUAUCUUCUCAUUCAGGAAUGAUAUCUCCGGCAAAAGAUGGAAAGAUCAUUAAAGACCAAUUUUUAUGCAGGGCUUAAGAGAAAAAGAAAGGUAACUUUUUGAUAAGUAAUCUGCUAUUGGUAUAGAGUAUAUGCCAUUCCAUUUUCAUAUUAAGUAUUAGGCAAAGACACAUCUUUCAAAUAUACCAAAUUUAUACGGCAAGUUACGGACUGGUUUAAUCAGAUACACAGAAUUUUGCCAAUUUACAUUGGUGUGGCUCUCCUAUCAGGAUCACUGUUUUACCCAGAAAGAGAAAGCAAGAAGAACCGUCCAAAAUAAAGGCAGCAGAUGAGCAACUGAUUCCAUGAAUGAGGGUAACAUUAAUUAGGUACUGCCUACUCCAUCAGUUGUAAAGCUCCAGUAGUAUAUAGUUACCUAGUGUACACCACACUCGGGACUCAACUUCAAAACAGGUUUUCGUGGGAUAUUUGAUGGCUUUGUCGGACUUCGCUCUUUUUUAUGGAAUAAUCCAUUACUGAAUGUAUUUUAAAGUCAGCUUUUUUGUAUUGACUAUCUGUUAGAUCCAUAUAUCUAUUUUUUACCUCAAUGUUUGUUUUUUAUGAUUUAAGGUUGUCAGUCAGUCACAAGAAAUCAGUGAUUGCCAUGCAAUAUAAACAUGGCAUUUAUUCAUUUUAUUACCUUUUGGCAACAUCAAAGAUAUCAAGUCAAUGACAUUGUCCAUUAAAUUCCCAUUGUUAACUGGCUUAAAAUAACUGAUUUCUUCUGCAGGGUACCAGAGAUGAAGAUGAUAAAGAAUGCUAACUAUUGGUUUCUAGUGUAGAAUACAAGUGAUUGAUUCAAGUGAAUUUACUCAUUUCUUUUCUCAUUUUCCUUUUUUUUU
Messenger RNA from Penaeus indicus, 3749 nucleotides. RefSeq names its product PRKC apoptosis WT1 regulator protein-like. The record is from RefSeq and is a predicted model, not a curated record. Lineage: Eukaryota; Metazoa; Arthropoda; Malacostraca; Decapoda; Penaeidae. Gene Ontology annotation, biological process: apoptotic process; positive regulation of apoptotic process. Bases 124 to 1050 code for a protein of 308 amino acids. Gene Ontology annotation, cellular component: cytoplasm. The transcript is spliced from 7 exons.